This is a messenger RNA of Humulus lupulus (European hop), 1134 nucleotides long. RefSeq lists its product as uncharacterized. The coding region runs from base 1 to 1134 and encodes 377 amino acids. The record is from RefSeq and is a predicted model, not a curated record. NCBI's taxonomy places the organism in Eukaryota, Viridiplantae, Streptophyta, Magnoliopsida, Rosales, Cannabaceae. The transcript has 3 exons.
AUGGCAGGAUCAUUCUACAGGCACCACUGGGAUACUGUUGGUAAGGAUGUCAUUAGCAUGGCUAAGCACUUUUUCACCCAUUGUGAGCUCCCUAUUUCAAUGAAUGCAACCAAUUUGGUUCUCUUGCCUAAAAAGGAGCAGCCGAGUUCUAUUAACAACUAUAGGCCAAUCGCCUUAUGCAAUUACAAAAAAACUAAAGAUGGAUUCUUCCUGGUGAAGCAUGACAUGGAAAAGGCCUAUGAUAAGUUGGAUUGGCAUUUCUUGAAGGCAGUGUUGUCCAAUUGGGGUUUCCAUGAUACUUUUGUGGGUUGGAUCAUGAAUAUCAAAGUGGCUAGAAGAGCUACUCUGACCACUCAUCUCCUUUUUGCUGAUGAUAUUGUGUUGUUUAGAAAUGCGUCCGAAAAGGAAGCAAAAACUCUCAUGAAGUGUAUGGAUAUCAUUUGUUCUUGGUCUGGAGAGAAAGUUAGCAAACCAAAAUAUGUAGUGCAUUUCUCUAAGGGAGCUCCAAAUGCUAAGAGAAUGGCAUUAGCAGAAUUCUUCCAAAUGUCAAGAGCUAAGGGAGAUCGUUCCCAUCUAGGCCUACCCCUUCUUAUAUCCCGGUCGAGAGAAAAAGAUUUGAACUUUAUUCUUAACAAAGUUAAUGGUCAUGUUCAAGGAUGGAAAGAAAAAAUUCUAUCUAAAGCAAAGAGAUCAACAUUGGUCCAAGUUGUGUGGUCUUCACUAGUUUCAUAUGUUACAGCAUCAGGACCAAUGCCUUGCGCAUUACACGAGUCAGUGGACAAAGCUCUACGCUCAUUCUGGUGGGGUGAUACAGCAAAUAAGAGAAAAGUGCAUACUCUGUCCUGGGGGAAAUUAUGUGCGCCUAAGUUAUCAGGUAGCCUGGGUUUCAGAACUUCUAAAGCCAAUACUAAGGCAUUUAUGGUGAAGAGAGCUUGGGAGAUUCUAGUUGGGAAGAAAGGUAUUUGGCACGACUUAGUUGGGGCUAAAUACUUGAAAGGUGAGAACAUCCUCAGCUAUGUGAAUAAACCGAAUGACUCUCACUUAUCGAAGGGGAUCAUUCGUUCUAUGGACCUUUUGCAAAAAGGUCUCUACAGAAGAAUUGGAAAUGGGAAUUCUACCUCCAUUUGGUUCUAA